Messenger RNA from Asterias rubens (European starfish), 2098 nucleotides. RefSeq names its product tRNA selenocysteine 1-associated protein 1-like. The record is from RefSeq and is a predicted model, not a curated record. Gene Ontology annotation, molecular function: RNA binding. The coding region runs from base 67 to 1056 and encodes 329 amino acids. NCBI's taxonomy places the organism in Eukaryota, Metazoa, Echinodermata, Asteroidea, Forcipulatida, Asteriidae. The transcript is spliced from 9 exons.
GCCAUGGUAAGGACGUCGAGCCGUCGAGUAAAGGUGUGAAGUAACAAUUUUCAAAACGCAUCGAAAAUGACAACUUUGCAAUGCACCAAUCCCAGUCUCUGGAUGGGAGACCUGGAUCCAUUUAUGGAUGAGAGUGUAAUCCGUAAUGCCUUUUCCGCGAUGGGUCACACGGUGUCAUAUAUUAAAUUUCUUAUUGACAAGAAAACAGGUCAACCUGCUGCGUACUGCUUUGUGGACUUCGGUGAAACUCAAUUAGCUAAGAAAGCCUUUCAUGCCUGUAAUGGGAACAAGAUGCCGGGUGUUUAUCCAGUGAAAAAGUUCAAGCUCAACUUUGCAUUUUCUGGUGGCUGGGCAACAAAAGACAUGGGCUCAACUUCUCCACUAACAUCGCACGGCGACUUUUCCAUUCACGUUUCCAACCUAUCCCCGGAUGUUACGGAUGCCCAACUUCUGGACUACUUCAGCGGAUCAGGCAGAUUCAAAUCAGUUAAAAACGCCACAGUCGUUAGGGACGGGGCAGUUUCUCGAGGAUACGGGUUUGUGCGAUUCCAGUUAGACAAUGACGUCGUUGAAGCUAUCAAAUUAUUCAACGGAGCAGCAGGUUUGGGGACAAAAGCGAUCAGGGUCGGACGAGCAACACCCUUCACACCAAAAAGUGGCCCAGCACCAUAUCAACAACAGCAGCAGCAGCAGCAGCAGCAACAACAUCAAGGAAACUACCCACCACCCCAGCAGUACUAUCAGACCCCACAGGAGCAGUCGGCACAUCUCUCUGCUCAGUACGAUUCUGGGUAUGGCGCCAGUUAUCACCAAUAUAAAGAGUCAUCAAACACCGAAACCAAUAAGACGGUGAAGGAAUCUGGAGACGCCCCUGUCAGCGCUACUGAUGAAGAUGAAGAAGAUCCAUUAGUGGAUCCAGAAAUAACAAUCGAUGUUGAUAAGUCCAAUCGUCUCAUCUUGGAGAGAGGUGAAGAGCUUUACAACGCCUUAGAUGACUCGAGGUGGCAGGUUGUCGACAGCAUCACAAUGACAUAUGAUGACCUCUGUAAAGCAUAACUCGUUAAUAUUAGGGCUUGUUUGUUUGUUUGUUUGUUUGUUUAGAUGAUCUUCACGUAAAGGGAACUCGGCAAACUCCCAACAAGGUGAUAUAAACACCAAGCUGGCAACGGCCAAUCUCUCUCAUGCAAACAUUAGUCGGUUCAACGUCUAUGAUUUUGAAUUGCACCAAGAAAAUAGCGAUUCAGUAAAUAGACAACAGUACUUAUUCUUGUCAUUGUGAUAUCAGCGAUGAGCAUGGUGGAUUCGAUCCCGCAACCUUGUGCUUGCAAGCCCUGCAGUUUAAACAAUUCACCACAGUGACCAGGGUUGUCUGUUGCCAUUGUCCUGUUGUCACCAAUGUGUUUCCGGGUUUUCGUUCAACUUGCUCAAUGUGGGGACCUAAUAGUAGUCUGUGUGGACUUCUUGGAAAUUUUCGGCAGUGACCCGACUGGACUCCUUGUCGCUGCUGGGUUAUUUGUGGUAAUCGGGCAGGUAUCCAGUUACUUUUUUGCGGAAGUUGAAACCUGGGGCCAGGUUUUGAAUCGCAAGCUGAUUGCUAAUGAUACCUCGCACACAUCGGGUGGACGCCAGGCCAACAGGUAACAAAUAAGCACACAGUCUAUCACACAAAGGCAGGACAUCAGAGUUGGACCCCAUUUUUCGUCAUGGCAGCAUGCGGGACACUUUUUAAUUGCGACUGCGAUCACUUUAUCGUGCGAUCAGGAAAACCUGACGUUGGUGGUCCGGGCAUUAAAACCUGCCCACCAUAAGUCUGUUUGCGCGUAAGUGCUGAAUCUUACGUGAAGCGGUUAAAAAAUUACACUCGUUUACUUGUGAUUCAGACUGGAUCUGUCCCAGUCUUUAUUUGCCAGCCAGGAUAUGAAUAUGAGCCUGAUGUUUCUGUAUUGAAGGAUCACAAAAAUGGAAAUAUCGUCAGUAGAAACAUUCCACUUAUAAUGUAUCACCAUGACUACAUUUUAGAGAGACUGGACACUAUUGGUAAUUGUCAAAGACCAGUCUUCUCACUUGCUGUAUCUCAACAUAUGCAUAAAAUAACAAA